UCCAAAGAUCUUACGCAUGUAAAGGACGUCGCCCACCACGUACAUCGUUGGAGGUUAAAAUGUCUCUAUUAGCGAUAAUGUUCCCUUCGUUCGCGACGUGCAAUUUACAUUCAUACAUACCUACCUAUUGCACUUGAAUACGGUCAAACUGGAAUAUUCUUAUAUAUGCAAGCACGGUGAUAAGACCGAUCGACAGUAAAAAGUUCAAUGAUUUGUAAUUCGUACAUGGAUUCUGCAGUGAGAUAAUGAAAUGAACCAAGCCAGCGGAUACAGCGAUAAUGCAUAGCGAGCGUGCAAAUUAAUCUUUCGCUAUAUAAGCUAAUUUUUAGCUGAAGUCCAGCACAGUUGUCUCCGGCACUGAGUGGUAGAGCACAGCGGUAAAACUUCCUUUAGAGUUUGUGGCAAAAGGUGUUGGAAACUUUCAAAAUGAAGACGUUUGUAAUUUUAUUAAGUUUUCUUGUCUGCUGCGUCACAGCAGGACGUUUGGGUUUGACUCAAAAACUUUUAUGGCUGGACUCUGUACGCCAAGGACAGCAGGCCGCCCCACUUAGUGAGACACCAUUAUCGACUUAUUCUGACAACAAUAAGAAGCUAUUUAAUUCUUUAGAUCAAGGUUACACAUCUCAAGGUACGAACGAGCGUCAACAAUUCCUGCUUGAUGUCCUGCUUCAGGUUCAAAAGCCCUUAGUGAACACACAGCUCAUCGUACUCGGCCAGAUAUUGGUGACAGAUCCCAAUCAGUAUGUAUUGCCAAACGAUGAAAUUCUACAGCAGUUUUUGCAACAAGCCAGCUAUCAGAAUAUUCUGGGACGCAAUGAUGUCUACAACCCAGUCGAUAUGUCAGAUAUACGCCAAUUGGUGGGACUUCAACGUUUCUUUGUGCUAGCCCAGGACUUCACCGUUUUCCAAAAGAAUGUUGUCUACGCGCGCCUUUAUUUCAACCCCGUCAUGUUUGUGGAUGCUCUGUCGCUAGCGAUACGUGACCGUGCAGAUACCCAGGAUCUUGUGAUGCCAUCAAUGAACGAGAUCUUACCACAGCUGUACUAUGACAACUAUGUCCUCAACGCUGCACAAAAUGUCGACUAUUACAACUUGAUUAGCCAGGCAACUCGUACAAGUGCAAAGCACAGUCUAUUCGAUGUGUUCGGCUUGGGUGGUUUUGGUUCAUUAUUUCAAGUACGUAAAUAUGGGCUGUUCAACCCAAGGCAACAAAGACGUGUGGAAAUAGCAAACGGCCGUGCUAACAGUGAAAUACAGGCUCAAAUUACUUUGCAAGUGGGGGAACAAGGUGGAGCCUCAACUGAUCUAACAAAUGAUAUUGCACUCAAUGUGGCAUUUAGCAAUAUUAUCAUCGAUCAACUGGCGCAAACAGUCACUGAGGUCAUUGAAGGAGAACAACAUAUUGGCGGUAUAGGCAGCAAUCAACAGAAGUACCAGCAAGGGCAGUACUACCAACAAGGAGAAGGAUCAAACAGAGGUAUUGGAGUAGGUUAUCGGGUUCGCCGAGACAAGCAAGACAUUUAUGAAGGCCAGACCAAUGGUGAAUCCUUGGAUAUACUAGAAGGCAUCAAUGCUGUGUCAAAGCAAAAUGUCGUAAACACCAACGAAUUGCCCCAAGUGGAUGUUAACAGCCAACACCUUCUGCGUGUCGGACGUAGACAUCGUGGAAAUACUCCUUAUGGUGGAUACUCAAAUUACGUGAACCCUCUCUAUCGCCAACAAAAUCAAUAUAGUUACAACGAUCAGGAAAACGAUUAUGAACGUGAACAAAACCAAGGAAGUCAAUAUGGUUACAACAAUCAGGCAUAUGGUUCAUCUUAUGCUCAGCCCAACAGACGUCAGCAAAGUCAGGGAGCACAAUACGGUUCCCCUUAUGGUUACAAGGAUCAGGAAUACAGUUCAUAUUAUGGUAGCCCUUGUGUACACCACCAAAAUCAGGGAUACUUUUAUGGUCGUGGUCAAAAUCAAGGAGCUCAAUAUAGUUACAACGAUCAGAAAUACGGUUCUUAUUAUGCUGCUCAGCCUUAUGGACGUGAACAAAGUCAGCGAGCUCAAUAUGGUUCAUCUUAUGGUUACAAGGAUCAGGAAUAUGGUUCGUAUUAUGGUAGCCCUUAUGGGCACCAACAAAGUCAAGGGGCCCAGUAUGGUUACCAAAAUCAGGGAUACUCUUAUGGCCCUCGUCAAAACCAAGGAGCUCAACACGGUUCAUCUUAUGUUGCUCAGCCUUAUGGCAGUCAACAAAAUCAAGAAGGUCAAUAUGGUUCACUUUAUGGUUAUAAGGAUCAGGAAUACGGUUCAUAUUAUGCCAACCCUUAUGGACGCCAACAAAAUCAGGGAGCUCUGUAUGGCUACCAAAAUCAGGGAUACUCGUAUGGUCGUGGUCAAAAGCAAGGAGCUCAAUAUGGUUACAAGAAUCAGGAAUACGGUUCAUCUUAUGCUAAUCCGUUUGCUCGUCAACAAAAUCAAGGAAAUCAAUAUGGGUACAAGAAUCUGGAAUACGGUUCAUCCUCAUCUUACUCCAGCCCUUAUGGACGUCAACAAAAUCAAGAAGCUCAAUAUGGUUACAGGAAUCAGGAAUACGGCUAUGGCGCUAAAGGUCCAGAACAAGCGCAAUAUCAACGUCAACAACAGCAGGUAUAUCGUGUGCAGCCAUAUGGACAGGAAGAUGUUGUCAGUGUUAAUGAUGUGACCGCGGAUAAUGAUGAUGAAACUGUGGUGGCUCGUUACGCACGUGACACUGGUAACCGUGGAGAAAGUGGCAGGCGUAAUCGAGGUCACGACUCCAAACGCCACAAUUAUCGCUACACAGAACAGUAUCGUGAGCUGGAAAGUUUGCGUGGUGAAAUCGUCCGCAGCAUUGCCGCAACUCAACAAGUGAGAUACUCUCGUCGCGGGGAAAUACUCUUACAAAGCAUACAAGAGUUGGCUGCUAGGUUGAAUAUGCAGCAAAUCGUUGAGAUCAUUGAAGGAGGCCGUAGCCAGCAACAACAACAGCAAUACCUGCAGAUACAACAGGAAAUCGGUCAAAUCAUGCAGCAACUGCGAAUACUCAUUGAUCAAGUCACUCAAGAGGCGGGCAUAAGCGAAGGAAGCGAGGAAACUCUUGAUAUAGUUGCCAGUAUUAUUAAUGGUAAGAUCAUACUCGAGCAACGGCAACUGUCCAUUGCAACACAAAGUUCAUUGCAAGAGUUGCAACAGCAGAUACAACGUGUCGUCGGAAAUCAAGUUGGUCAAGUGAAUGAGGUCACCCCACUCGUCUUGCUGGCCGGCAACUUACGCAAUCCGGUUACUCAACAAACCAUUCUUUCACUUGCCCAGCUGAUCGAUGAGUACCGUCAGGAAUUGCAACCAUACACCAAGAACCAAUUGGGCGGUAAUGGUGAUAUUGCUGUGCGUAAUAUUUUGAUCGAUCCUUUGGUUACCUACACUGAAGUGGUGGAUGCCGACCUUGUCAAUCUUAUCGACCAACAGCUAUUGCAGUCAAACACCAACAACCUGCAGCAUCUGAGCCAGAAAGUGGUGGCCCGUCAACAACGUUUGAAUUAUGAACCAUUCACCAUUUCAAUGAACAUUGAAUCCGAACUUCAACAGGAUGUUAGCAUUCGUAUUUUACUUGGCCCACAAGUCGAUUACAACGGUCGUCGCGUAUCUUUGGCACAAAACCGUCAGAACUAUAUUGUCAUUGACGCUUUCGUAAAACAAUUGCAGGCCGGCGAGAACAACAUCCAACGCUACUCACGUCAAUUUAACGGAUACAGCAACGAAGUUUCCACCAUUAGUGAAAUUUAUCGUCAGGUAAUAACUGGACAGAAACAACAGCAACAGUCUGGUACUAAUAGUCAGCUUCCCCAACAUCUUUUGCUGCCACGUGGAACGACUAUUAAUGGAGGUUUGCCAGUGCAGAUAAUGGUUGUAGUGACUCCAUUGACACAGCAAGAUCGCUUUUUGCUUGGAGAGGGUGUCAACGCACAACAAAUCAGUGGUGUUGGAAUCGCUGGAAUAGGCGUCGACCAGUUGCCGCUGGGCUAUCCAUUGGACAGGCAAAUCGUAGAUGAGCAGAGUCUAAAUGUACCGAAUAUUUUGGCAACCGAAACUGUGAUACAGUAUGACAGUCGUACUCGGGCUUGAGAUAACCCCAGCGAACUUUGAUGACUGAAAUAUUAAGAUGGAAAGAAAUUUUAAACCGAUAUAUUUGCAUACAUUAAUUUUUUAUACUAAAAUAUAAAUAAUGGUUCAUAACUGCUGAUUUUAAAUAUUUUGAUAUUCGAAAAUUAAAUAAAGUGUUGCAAUCCAAAGAACAAA
This is a messenger RNA of Anastrepha obliqua, 4302 nucleotides long. RefSeq names its product fat-body protein 1-like. The record is from RefSeq and is a predicted model, not a curated record. Lineage: Eukaryota; Metazoa; Arthropoda; Insecta; Diptera; Tephritidae. The transcript is spliced from 4 exons. Bases 427 to 4128 code for a protein of 1233 amino acids.